GCGCCCCCGCUAGAAGCUCCGAUCGGUCUCGGGAGCGCGCUCUGUGUGGCCGCUGCCGCCAUGUUGUUGUGGUUGUGAGAAGGCGGCGGCGGCGGCGGCGGCGGCGGCGGCGGCGGCGGCGGCGGCGGCGGCGGCGGCGGCAGCGGAGUAGCCGGCGGAGACGCUCCAGCGGCCUAGGCGCUGCCCCACGCCGGCCCUGGCUGGCAGCCUCGUGGGGUGGCGGAGGAGGCCGUGCGCUGGCGGGCCUCGCCAUGUCCUGCCACCUGAUUUCCUUGUGAAACCCUGUAGAAGAAAAAGUUCUCAGGACAAUAUUCAUUUGGGUGAACCUACCAGUUUUCAAAGAGGCGGUGCACUGUUGUACAUUCCUGCUGGCAUUGGGAGAGGGUCUCAAGCUGAAGAGAAAGAAGAGUGUUGUUAGAGACUGGAGAAGGACGGGGUCUCUCCUGCCCUGGCCUGGUCAUGGAUGAAGAGAUGCGGCAUAGCCUGGAGUGCAUCCAAGCCAAUCAGAUUUUUCCCAGGAAGCAGCUGAUUCGGGAGGAUGAGAAUCUUCAGGUUCCUUUUCUUGAACUUCAUGGAGAGAGCACAGAGUAUGUGGGCCGUGCUGAGGAUGCCAUCAUUGCCCUUUCUAAUUACAGACUUCACAUCAAGUUUAAGGAGUCUCUUGUGAAUGUUCCAUUACAGCUUAUAGAAAGUGUUGAAUGCCGUGAUAUAUUCCAGCUUCAUUUGACAUGCAAAGACUGCAAAGUCAUCAGGUGUCAGUUCCCAACCUUUGAGCAGUGUCAAGAUUGGCUGAAGAGAUUGAACAGUGCGAUCCGACCGCCUGGUAAAAUAGAAGACCUCUUCUCAUUUGCAUACCAUGCUUGGUGCAUGGAGGUCUAUGCCAGUGAAAAAGAACAACAUGGAGACUUGUGCAGACCAGGGGAGCAUGUAACGUCAAGGUUCAAGAAUGAAGUGGAACGGAUGGGUUUUGAUAUGAACAAUGCCUGGAGGAUUUCCAACAUCAAUGAGAAAUACAAAUUAUGUGGUAGUUAUCCACAAGAGCUCAUAGUACCUGCCUGGAUCACUGACAAAGAACUAGAAAGUGUGGCAGGAUUCCGAUCCUGGAAGCGCAUCCCUGCUGUCAUCUACAGGCACCAGAGCAAUGGAGCUGUCAUUGCCCGCUGUGGACAGCCGGAGGUUAGCUGGUGGGGCUGGCGAAAUGCUGAUGAUGAGCAUCUGGUGCAGUCAGUGGCCAAAGCCUGUGCUUGUGACUCUCAAUCAAGUAUCAGCAAGGUUUCCACUAGGAACAGUUGUCGGGACUUUCCCAAUGGCGGCGAUCUUUCUGAUGUGGAGUUCGAUUCCUCUCUGUCAAAUGCUUCAGGAGCAGAAAGUUUAGCUCUCCAGCCACAAAAACUUCUGAUCUUGGAUGCACGUUCCUAUGCAGCAGCUGUGGCAAAUCGAGCCAAAGGAGGAGGUUGUGAAUGCCCAGAGUAUUACCCAAACUGUGAAGUUGUGUUUAUGGGAAUGGCAAAUAUCCAUUCUAUCCGGAGGAGUUUCCAGUCUUUACGACUGCUGUGCACACAGAUGCCAGAUCCUGGAAAUUGGCUUUCAGCUCUUGAGAGUACAAAAUGGCUCCAUCACCUGUCUGUGCUCUUGAAGUCGGCACUUCUCGUAGUGCAUGCUGUGGACCGUGAUCAACGCCCAGUGCUAGUGCACUGCUCAGACGGCUGGGAUCGCACUCCCCAGAUUGUGGCCUUGGCUAAGCUCCUGCUGGACCCUUACUACCGAACAGUAGAGGGUUUCCAAGUCCUUGUGGAGAUGGAAUGGCUGGAUUUUGGCCAUAAGUUUGCUGACCGGUGUGGUCAUGGGGAGAACUCAGACGACCUGAACGAGCGCUGCCCAGUGUUUCUGCAGUGGCUUGACUGUGUUCAUCAGCUUCAGAGGCAGUUCCCUUGCUCUUUUGAGUUCAAUGAAGCAUUCCUUGUGAAACUGGUACAGCACACCUAUUCCUGCCUCUUUGGAACAUUCCUGUGCAACAACGCCAAGGAGAGAGGGGAGAAGCAGACUCAGGAACGGACAUGCUCUGUGUGGUCACUUCUUCGGGCAGGCAACAAAGCUUUCAAAAACUUACUGUAUUCAUCUCAGUCAGAAGCCGUACUAUACCCCGUGUGCCAUGUACGGAACCUGAUGCUAUGGAGUGCAGUAUACCUUCCUUGCCCAUCUCCAUCCACUCCCACAGAUGACAGCUGUGGACCAUACCCAGCCCCAGGCACCAGCCCUGAUGACCCCCCCUUGAGCCGGCUACCCAAGACUAGAUCAUUUGACAAUCUGACCACAGCCUGUGACAACAUGGUGCCACUGGCCAGCCGGCGCAGCAGUGACCCCAGCCUGAAUGAGAAGUGGCAGGAGCAUGGGCGCUCACUGGAGCUGAGCAGCUUUGCUGGAUCUGGGGAAGAGGCGCCUGCUGUGGACAGCCUGCGGAAGUCCAGCAGGCUGCUCGGAGGUGCUGAGCUAUCUGUGGCAGCUGGUGUGGCAGAAGGGCAGAUGGAGAACAUUUUGCAAGAGGCCACCAAAGAGGAGAGUGGGGUGGAAGAGCCUGCCCACAGGGAGCACACUGAGGGGCCGGAGGUCACAGAGGAGGUGCUCCUAGCAAAGGAGAGCAGAAUGGUGGCUGAGGGCUCAGAUGUCCUUUACCAAGAAUCCAAGCUGGAUGACGCUACUCUAGGAAACCAUCUAGCCCCCAGCCUGUCUUUGUCCCCACAGGAUAUUCCUCAACAGCAGGAUGGGCACAAUGUUCUCUCUAGUCCACUCCAGGCUCCCCUCAGGGGAGAGGACUCCCAGGAGGUCCCUGUGGAACAGCCUCAAGUAGAGAAUAUUGCAGAGGACAGGGAAAACGUAGCUCCUGCUCUCCUGGUAGAUGCAAAAGUUGGCCUUGGUACCUCACAGUCUAGUUCUCUGCUGCCUUCCCAAGUCCCAUUUGAGACAAGAGGACCACACAUGAACAGCUCCAUGCACAUGUUACUAGAAGAUAAGGUAAAGUCAGAGAGUGGGCCCCAACUCCACCACAGACCUUGCCUGGCAAGCAGUGGUAGGUUCAGUGGCAAGGACAUUCUUCCCAUGGCUCCAGAGCCCAGGUCUGCUGAGAGGCCCCAAUGGGACUCUGUGCUAUAUAGGACUUCAUCCCCUGGCAACACCCUCAGCCUGAUGCGGGCUCCUUGUGCCUUGCCAUUAGACAAAUGUAGACAGGGAAUUGUGUGCAACGGUGCCCUAGAGACUGAAAACAAGGCUUCAGAACAGCCUUCAGGGUUUGGCACCCUUCAGAAGUACCCCACACCCAAUGGGCACUGUGCCAAUGGGGAGGCUGGGAGGAAUAAGGACUCACUGAGCCACCAGCUGUCUGCCACAAUCUGCAGCUCUGCUCACUUAUACUCAAGGAACUUGCACCACAAGUGGCUGAAUAACCACUCAGGGAGGCCAUCCACUACCAGCAGCCCUGACCAGCCUUCCCGCAGCCACCUGGAUGAUGAUGGCAUGCCUGUAUACACAGACACAAUCCAACAGCGUCUGCGUCAGAUAGAGUCUGGCCACCAGCAGGAAGUGGAGACCUUGAAGAAACAAGUCCAGGAGCUGAAGAGUCGCCUGGAGAGCCAGUACCUGACCAGCUCUCUGCGCUUCAAUGGGGACUUUGGAGAUGAAGUGACUUCAAUCCCCGACUCGGAAAGCAAUCUGGAUCAGAACUGUUUGUCUCGCUGCAGCACAGAGAUUUUCUCUGAAGCCAGCUGGGAGCAGGUGGAUAAACAGGACACAGAGAUGACCCGUUGGCUACCUGACCACCUGGCUGCCCACUGCUAUGCCUGUGACAGUGCCUUCUGGCUCGCCAGCAGGAAGCAUCACUGCAGGGACACUGACCGUGUUGAUCAAACGUGGAAUUGUGGGAAUGUAUUCUGCUCCAGUUGUUGUAACCAGAAGGUUCCAGUUCCUAGCCAGCAACUGUUUGAACCCAGUCGAGUGUGCACGUCUUGCUAUAGCAGCCUCCAUCCCACAGGCUCCAGCAUUGACCUUGAACUGGAUAAGCCUAUUGCUGCCACUUCAAACUGAAGCUCAGCGAUCUGGGGUGGCAAAGGCCACGCUGCUGUUCUUUAACAGGCUCAUCCAGAGCCUGGGCAGUCUGAGAAGCCCAUACACUUUGGAAUGAGGGCAUAGAACAACCUGUACAGAGAUUGGGAUGUACCACUGGAUUGUAAAUUGAUUUUUGUUUCAUCUUCCCUUCCCUUUCCAUGCUCCCUCUUUGCC
Molecule: messenger RNA, 4272 nt
Organism: Onychomys torridus (southern grasshopper mouse)
Lineage: Eukaryota; Metazoa; Chordata; Mammalia; Rodentia; Cricetidae
Gene: Mtmr3
Product: myotubularin related protein 3
Exons: 22
Coding region: 460-4077 (1205 amino acids)
Biological process (GO): regulation of autophagy; dephosphorylation
Molecular function (GO): phosphatidylinositol-3-phosphate phosphatase activity; metal ion binding; phosphatidylinositol-3,5-bisphosphate 3-phosphatase activity
Source: RefSeq, a predicted model, not a curated record